This is a messenger RNA of Staurois parvus, 357 nucleotides long. The record is from the annotation of a GenBank genome assembly. NCBI's taxonomy places the organism in Eukaryota, Metazoa, Chordata, Amphibia, Anura, Ranidae.
UCAGAACUGGAGGAACACUAUGAGUCUGAUACCGUGGAGCUCAUGAACUGGAUAAAAGGUCAGGCUCCUUUAGCUGCAGUGUUUGCUGGGAGUCCUCAGCUGAUGGGUGCCAUAAAACUCUGCACCGGAUGGAUGGUGACAAGUUUACCAGUGUACAAUGAUGAAGAACUGAUGAAGAGGAAUGAACAUGUAUAUCAGAUCUAUAGCAUGAGGUCAGCAGAAGACAUCUACAAGAUCUUAACCUCCUAUAAAGCCAACUAUGUGGUGAUUGAAGAUUCAAUCUGUAAUGAGGUAGCUGGAUUGAAAGGCUGCAGAGUAAAGGAUUUGCUUGAUAUUGCAAAUAAUCAUGUAAGUUUA